Messenger RNA from Paraphaeosphaeria sporulosa, 2997 nucleotides. RefSeq lists its product as uncharacterized. Lineage: Eukaryota; Fungi; Ascomycota; Dothideomycetes; Pleosporales; Didymosphaeriaceae. Bases 454 to 2682 code for a protein of 742 amino acids. The transcript has 2 exons. The record is from RefSeq and is a predicted model, not a curated record.
ACUCUUCAUGUGCACUCAACAGGCUCGGUGGUGUAGUUGGUUAUCACGUCAGUCUAACAUAGGUUAGUUCACUGAAGGUCCCGAGUUCAAACCUCGGCUGAGUCAUUCGUAUCUACGAUUCGCUCCUGUUCCCGCGUUCGAUUCGCAGGCUUUCGUUUUUGCUUUAGCCCGUUCAUAUCCAACCCACCCUGCUGUAUUGGAGGGUAUGUGGUGUGGAAACGCCUUCGAAGUGGCAGGAACAACCUUUGUUUUUGUUAAUCCCAAACAAGCAAAACUUAGCGAUUACGGUCGCACUACUGUCUGCCAGCUGUGCCAGCAACUCCAAUGGAUCCAGCCCAUCUAACAACACGGAUAAUGCGGCCCAAGCCUCGGUCACUCAGACUCCCGCGAGGCGUAAGUCUCUUUCACACAAACCACAUACGCGCACCGUGAGUCUCGCUGCGGCGGAAGCCGAUGGCGACGAAUUACUACCAACAGUGGGCACCGCAGUCCUAUCAGAACAUUUCAUAUCAGCCCGUCUAUCAGGCUGAGCCGGUUCAGGGUGCGCCAGCCAAAUGGGGUCCCACGCCUGAGCACUUCAUUCCACAGGCUGACCAACAUCCCAAGCCCAAGCAAACAUGGUUCCAAGCACAUUUCGGUGGGUUGAAAAGAACAUUGCGCUUGUUCUUGGCAGUUGCGAUUGUCGUGCUCGUCGUCAAUGUCUCAUGGCUCGUCUACGCAAAAACGCACUAUAGUGGUAUUGCCUCGGGCUUUGGGACCAUCCAGCGCGGGGACUGCAAUAUCGCAAAGUCAACGAAUACGUGGUUGCAUUUGCUGAUCAACGUCUUGUCUACUUCGCUGUUGACGGGUAGUAACGCCUUCAUGUCUGCCUACUGUUGCCCCAGUCGUAAAGAGGUCGACAAAGCGCAUGCAAGGCGCAAAUGGCUGCAUGUGGGCAUACUGAGCCUGCGCAACCUGAGCAAGAUCGCAAAGAGGAAGAGCUUAGUCGUGCUGCUUUUGUGUGUCAGCAGUGUACCAUUCCAUCUACUAUACAAUUCGCUAGUGUUCGUAUCGCUGAGUGCAAACAACUACUACUACACCAUCGGAGCUGCGGACUUCCUCGAGGGUGCAUCCUACAAUCUCACGGGUCCCCUUCAAACCAGUUCGGGCAGCCCUUACUGGACGCUUUCAGCUCUUCCAGGUAUAAAUUACGACACGUCCACCACUCAGGUAUACUACCGCGACAAGACAAGAGUGGACAACCUCUACAAGUAUUAUGACCAAAUACAGAAGAACGCGUCUGCUUGGGAGAGACUGAGCAAUAGCGAUUGCAUACAAGCCUACUCGAAUGUAUUCAUGACUGGACGGCGCAAUGUAGUCCUGAUUUCCAGUGAGAAGAACACAACCAACUCAGUACUCGACUAUGGGAUUUCCGAGCUAGACAAUGGUGGCAUGGACAACAACUGGUGGAUAUGCUCGAAGGUCCAAGACGGUGGGAACGUCAAAUGCCAACCUGACGAUCUUAAGGCCAAAGCUGAUAAUUGGACGGUAUGGGGCUAUCCAAUUGACUAUUGUCUUUCCGAAAAGAUCGAAGACGUAUGCGAGGUCGAGUUCAGCAUGGACAUCAUGGUAGUAGUCAUCAUUUUCAACAUUAUCAAAGUGAUCGCGAUGACGUGGGUGCUGCUGCGAUACAACGCCGAGGACAUUCUCACCACCGUCGGCGACUCUGUCUCGAGUUUCUUGGAGCGAGAGGAUGUGACCACCAGAGGCAUGUGUCUCGCACUGUGGCGUGAUAUUGACCACGCGUGGAGAUCUCCAGGCAAUGGCGUUCUCUACCAGCCCAGCCGACAAUGCUGGGCUAAAGCGGUCAGCGCAGGGAAGUGGACGUUCUUCAUCCUCAUGAUGCUCGCCUCCUUCGCACUUAUCGCCUUUUUUGGUGGCUGGGGCUUCGUGCACACGAAAGACCGCGGUAACUCACUUUCUCCAUCAUCGCUUUGGGAACUUGGCUUUGGUCGGGCGCACCAGGACGCCGUCGUGAUCUACGACACCGUAACAAGCUUGGUCGGCGUCGCGCUCCUAGCCAACAUACCACAGAUUCUCCUGGCUUCGGUGUGGCUCCUCUAUAUGGGCAUUCUGACGAGCAUGUUCCUCGCCGCCGACUGGGCAGCUUUUGGUACCAAAGGACAACCAUUAAUGGUUAAGAAUGCGCGCGGCGAACAGCGAGGCACGUGGCUUCUUGGCGCACCGCUGGCGUGGGGUCUGCCGCUCCUCAUACUCCAGGUGAUCCUACACUGGCUCAUCUCCCAAAGCAUUUUCCUCAUCUCCCUCAACAUCCACGAUCCUGACGGCACGCUGACAAAGUACCGAAAAGAAGGGCCCAGGUUCUUAAACUGCGGAUACUCACCCAUUGCGAUCAUCUUCUGCAUCGUGGCUUCGUUGCUGCUGAUGCUGAGCGCGAUUGCAUUGGCGUUUCGGAGGUUUCCUCAAGGAGCGCCACCUGUGGCCGCGACGUGUAGCGCGGCGAUUAGUGCGGCGUGUCAUUUGCCGUAUGGGAUGCUAAAGCACGAUUCUUUGUAUGGAAAUAUGAAGUGGGGACAGUGUGGUCAGCCUCAGUAUGGGGUUGGACAUUGCGCCUUGAUGCCGGAGGGUGCCUUUAAGGCCGGGUAUGCUCAGACGCCCGUACCAGGGUGGGCGUACGCUUGAAGGAAAUGGAGCGAUGAAGCAUAGGAAUCUGCGGAAUUGUAGAGCUAGAUACCUAUCAUACCCCAGGCAUUAGGUGGUGUAGAGGUUCGGCCAGAUUUUAUUGGCUCGGUAACGUGCACGCUACUUAACACACCAACGCACCCCUUGUAAUCGGAGUCCACAGCUGAAGCCGAACGAUUCGAAUGCGAACACAAAGCCAAUUUAGUUUCUAUAUAUUAUGCUAAAGUUGGGCAAAUAGCAUCAAUCAAACACGGCUCGGUGGUGUAGUUGGUUAUCACGUCAGUCUCACAGCCUCACCUGUGCGACCACUGAAGG